UUUAUUUUAUUUUGCUAUCUUUUCUGUCUUCUUUCCCUUCAUAGUUAUUAUUCUUAUUAUUAUUACUAGAUUUGUUUCUUUUACUAACCUUUUUUUUUUUCCUUUUAUUGUUUCAGGUCUCGUUCAAUUUUUUUUUUGUUUUCUUUAUUUCUUUCUUGUUUUAUUUUACUAACGUUGAACCCUUUUUCUUGUUUUUUUUACUAACGUGUUUUUUUUUCUUUUUUUUUGUGGUGAAAAAAAAAAUAUAAUAUUGGAUCACAAGUGUUAGUUUGUGGAGUUUUUGCAGUGAUGAAAGCUAAACUUGAUAAGCUAGAAGCCAAACUCGACGAGAUACAAUUUUCUGUUACACAAAUGUUGCUCAAGAGCUAUCAACAACAGUUUGAGUCACCUCAAUGUUAUCCACAAGAGAAUUUUGAAAAUAUUUGGUGUGACCCACCUUGCUAUCAUCCACAAGGGCAAUUCCAACAGCCUAUUUAUGCACCACCAUGCUACUACCUGCAAGAGGAAUUUCAAUAUCCUUUUCAUGAUCCACAUCAUACACAAGAGGAAUUCCAUCAACCUUGGAAUGAUCCACCCCAAUUUUUGGAAGACCUUUCAAAGCAAUAUGAAGUAAAUCAAGCCCGGUUUCAACAACCUCGCCACGAGGCACCUUCCAUAUUGCAAGAAAUUCAAGACAUGUUGAACCAAAUGUCUGCGAAUCUCAAUGCAAAUGCUGAUCAAUGCCUACAAGAUGUUGAAAAUUUACAAGCUCCAAUUAAUGAGCUAGUUGCAGGCGCUCACAAAUUGCAGCAGGAAGCUUAUGCCGAGAUAGAUGAUGAAGUUAAUUCUUAUGUUGAUACUCAUCUUGAUGCUAACACUGAUGGUUCUAGUGAUGUUAGUGAGCUUGAAGUCGAUGCUGCUUUUGAUACUAGUGUUGAUAGUCCAGCAUGUUUUGAUUUUGCAGAUUCUAAUGAUGAAGCCAACCAACAAGAAAUACAUCUCCCUCUUCCACAUAGAACUUAUGAGAGUGAGAAGAUGUAUCCUGGUGAAGAAGAAAUUAAGUUGUUGGAUGAUUUCAAGAAAUGUUUUGCAAGGGAUGAAGUUAAGAAGAUGGAUGUAGAACGUGGAUCUAAAUUAGCAAUAUUUCCACAUAAGCCGCUUUUAAUUAAUCUAGACAUUUUUGAAAAAGUCGUGCUUAUUGGAGACUCUUUUGAUUGUGAUACACAUGCUCGAAAAAAGUUUUCACUGAAACUGAUCAUUGUCAUAAAACAUGCUGAAGGUGCUAGAGAACAGUUUGAGUUUGUUAAGAUUGUUGCAGAUGAGAUCCCUCCAAAGCCACCUGACUUGUGGAUUGUCGUUGUUGUGCCUCAAGACUAUGAGCUUCCCCUUAAUGCAAGGCCUCCACCGGACCCAGGUGAUAGCAGAUUCAGAGCAUUACCGGGUUUCAUGCCUCGCCAGCUCCCUUGA
This is a messenger RNA of Lotus japonicus, 1446 nucleotides long. RefSeq lists its product as uncharacterized. The transcript has 2 exons. NCBI's taxonomy places the organism in Eukaryota, Viridiplantae, Streptophyta, Magnoliopsida, Fabales, Fabaceae. The record is from RefSeq and is a predicted model, not a curated record. The coding region runs from base 289 to 1446 and encodes 385 amino acids.